Messenger RNA from Sus scrofa (pig), 3831 nucleotides. RefSeq names its product SH3 domain binding protein 5 (gene SH3BP5). Gene Ontology annotation, cellular component: cytoplasm. Gene Ontology annotation, molecular function: protein kinase inhibitor activity. The record is from RefSeq and is a predicted model, not a curated record. NCBI's taxonomy places the organism in Eukaryota, Metazoa, Chordata, Mammalia, Artiodactyla, Suidae. Gene Ontology annotation, biological process: intracellular signal transduction.
CGCCCACUUCCUCCUGCUCGGGGCCGGGGACCCGCGGCAGCAAGCGGCGCUUCCAGAGCGCACCGGGCGGUGGCCAGACGGCCCCGGCCCAGCCUGCGAACGCCACUCCUGCGCUCCGAAGUCCGCCGUUCGCUUCGCUCUCCGGCCACCCGCAUGGACGCGGCGCCGAAGCGGAGCCGGCCGGAGGAGGCGGCCGAGCUCCCGCCGCCAGCCCGGGACUCGGAGGAGGAGGAGGAGGAGGAGGGGAUGGAGCCAGGGCUGGAGGAGGAGGAAGAAGUGGACCCCCGGAUACAGGGAGAACUGGAGAAGUUAAAUCAAUCCACGGAUGAUAUCAACAGACGGGAGACUGAACUUGAGGACAUUCGUCAGAAGUUCCGCUCUGUUCUGGUUGAAGCGACAGUGAAACUGGAUGAACUGGUGAAGAAAAUUGGCAAAGCCGUGGAAGAUGCGAAGCCCUACUGGGAGGCACGGAGGGUGGCGAGGCAGGCACAGCUGGAAGCCCAGAGAGCCACCCAGGACUUCCAAAGGGCCACGGAGGUGCUCCGUGCCGCCAAGGAGACCAUCUCCCUGGCCGAGCAGCGGCUGCUGGAGGAUGACAAGCGACAGUUCGACUCAGCCUGGCAGGAGAUGCUGAACCACGCCACCCAGAGGGUCAUGGAGGCGGAGCAGACCAAGACGAGGAGUGAGCUGGUGCACAAGGAGACAGCGGCCAGGUACAACGCAGCCAUGGGCCGCAUGCGGCAGCUGGAGAAGAAACUCAAGAGAGCCAUCAGCAAGUCCAAGCCUUAUUUUGAACUCAAAUCGAAGUACUACCUGCAACUUGAGCAGCUGAAGAAGACAGUGGAUGAGCUGCAGGCCAAGCUGGCCCUGGCGAAGGGCGAGUACAAGACGGCCCUGAGGAACCUGGAGACCAUCUCGGAUGAGAUCCAUGAGCGGCGGCGCUCCAGUGCCAUGGGGCCCCGCGGCCGUGGCGUCGGCGCUGAGGGGGGCAGCACAGCCACUGAGGACCUGUCAGGGGGCAAGCCCGAGCCCGAUGCUGUUUCUGUGGCCUCCGAGGCCUUCGAAGAUGACAACUGCAGCACCUUCGUGUCUGAAGAUGACUCGGAAACCCAGUCUGUGUCCAGCUUCAGCUCAGGACCCACAAGUCCGUCCGAGGUGCCUGACCGGUGCCCUGUGGCCGUGAGGCCGGGCAGCCUGGACCUGCCCAGCCCUGUGUCCCUGUCGGAGUUCGGGAUGAUGUUCCCGGUGCUGGGACCUCGCAGCGAGUGCAGUGGGGCCUCCUCUCCUGAGUGCGAGGUGGAGCGAGGAGACAGGGCAGAAGGGGCAGAAAAUAAAACGAGUGACAAAGCCGGCAGUCAUCGGGGUCUCGGCAGCAGCGGCGGUGACAACGGCAAGAGCCCGAGUGGCCCGUCCGAGGCCCGGGCCUUGGAGGACAGGAUGCGGCAGCUGUCCCUGCAGGGCUCCAAGGGCAGAGACGAGGUCCUCGUGGACAUGAGCAUGGUGCAGGUCGGCUGAUCCAGCCGUGGCUCUGGCCUAAGCACACAGCGAUAUUUAUACACGAAACUGUACGGAGAGCGUUGUGCCAAUAAUCCUUUGAUGUAUGCCAAAUCCUAGCAUUUCCUCUAAACUGCACUAAGAACGUUUCAGUGACCUUGAGGGCAGAAGAUGUUUCUUCUGGGUGACAGCUCUUGGGCUGGAGCGUUUUUCAGCGCAGAGGUGUCGUUGCAGGUGGGCUGUGAGCAGGCCCACAGCCUUUGUAGGACGUUCCUUGUCACCGUGUCAUGGAAGCAAUAACUGGUCCCUGGGAAAGACCCCGAGUCAGGAAAGGGGAUGGGAAACCGAGCCCGGCCAGGGUCAUCUGGGAAAAUGACCUGUUUUCUCCUUUAGAUCCCUUGGGAUCUAAAGGAAAAAAAUACAUGAGACAAAACUCAACACCUUUUUGACCCAGUGAAAGCUUUCCAAAAAAAAAAAAAAAAAAUCCGAGAACACAGUUCAUGUUCAUUAUCUCUGAUUUAUGGAGGGGGAUUUUAGAAGAGUAUAUUUGGUGGGACACCCAUUAAAAUCAUUUUCUAUAUAAGCUUACCAUGAGCUGCACUUUUUGGGGGUGGGAAAGGUGAAUGCUGGUCUGGGGAGGGGGACAAGGGCAGCAGGGGCCUGUCACAGAAGGGGGUUCGUGGCUGUUGGGGAGAAGGUUCUGUAGCAUAAACCUCAUCCCAUCAGCCAAGGGGACUUAUUCUAAGAGAAGUUGCAUGUGAGGAAUGGUUGCCAGUGUUCUAGAUCGACAAGGUGUUAAUUUCUCCAUAGGUUGUAACUUUAACAAUAAAUUAUGAUGCACUAGUAUUUCUUAGAGGAAACUGUUCCUUCCAGCUAGGAAAGGGAGUAGGCAUGUGUUGGCAAAGGCUGUUAAAUAGAAGCAGUGGCGUCUGUUAUGCUAAUAGUAUGUUAUGUGACUGCUGUUCUUGUUUUCAUGGUUACAUGCAUUUAGAGCUUUGUAUUUCAUUUGUCCUUUUCUGUUAAAACUUCGAUUUUUAAAAGAAAAAAAAGCAACCCCAUUCAAGUUGUCCAUUAAUUCUGUCAGCUUAUAUAUCUGUCAUUUGUAAAUCUCUUCAUACUAUCGUGUUUUCUCCUUUUUUAAUGAUUGAUACAGUAUCCUAAUUAUGAGGUUAUUUUGUACUUGUCUUAAUACCUUGAGUGUAAUAAAAAUGGCUUAAGAAAAUGUCUAACUUUCUUUGACUUCCAUCAGAAAUCCUGAUGUUGCCUAAAUCUUCUGUUCCUAGGCAACCUUCUUGCCAUAAUGAAGAGCAUGGAAUGCAAUGGCCAUUUGUUCUUUUAUUCACUUAGGGUCCUGGAUCCUAAUAACUUAAGCCCUGAUUACCAGGUUUGAACUAGAAUUCCACUUCACUACUAAAGCCGAGUAAUGCGGAGAUGCACUGACAGGAAAGCAAAGAUGAGGUGCUCAAGCUGGAGGCCUCUGAGUCUCCUAGGCCUCAGCCCUAGAGGCUGAGUAAGUGACUCCAAUACACUUGGGCACUGGACUUUGAGAAGCUCCCCAGCUGAUUCUACUCUUUCUGUACUGGUCCAGCCGAAAUGAAUCUUUCCCUUCCUCGUACGUUGUAGGCUCUACUUAGAGCUGUUACAAAAGUCAGCAUUACAUACAGUACAGUAAACUGUUUAUAUAAGUCUCCAUUGGAUUUUUGAGGGCAGGAGUUAGGUCUUAGUUUGCAUUCUAUAUAAGAUCUUUUGACACAAAAGGUUCAAGUCAUAGUUAUAAUAAAUAUACUUAUGCUUUAGACUUUUCUUUUGAAAAAUCACAGAAAAUCCACUAAAAUAUGCUAAAAGUGAAAGCACCAAAAAUAUUUACCAAAGUGAAAUUUCAUUAGUGCAACAAUCUAACACCACCCUGAAUGUAAAAGAAGCCUUUUUUUUUUCAUGAACAUGUGAAUUUUCCUGCAGUAAUAACUUCUCUUUAGAUGGAAUGUACCAAAGGAAGUCCUUUAAUAAUUUCUCUAGGUUAAACUAUGCAAUUUCCGUAAGUAUAAACAAACAUUUUAUUUCAAUGAAAGGUAAUAGAAAUACAAAAUAAGGAGUUUUUAAUAGAGAUGAUGAAAAACGCCACUGAAAUCAUUUUUAGAUCUUUAAAAUAUUAAGCAUCAUUCUACUCUGAUGAAUUUUUAUGUAAACAACUGGGAAUUUACACAUGACAGUAUCUUGGCAUUUUUUUUCCCAAUGCAACCCACUCGCCAUAUAUUAAAUUCUCAAUUGUAUUUUCUUUCAAGUGCUGUUACCGUAAGAGCACUGAACUACAGAACUAUUAAAGAAAGACUAUAAAAA